Plenodomus lingam JN3 is the source of this 318-nucleotide messenger RNA. RefSeq lists its product as uncharacterized. NCBI's taxonomy places the organism in Eukaryota, Fungi, Ascomycota, Dothideomycetes, Pleosporales, Leptosphaeriaceae. The record is from RefSeq and is a predicted model, not a curated record.
AUGAGACUCACGAUCACAGCCUCUUGCGCUCUACUCAUCGCCAACUCCGCUCAUGCCCUAAACAUGGCCUGCAAAUGUUCAGGAGAAAUCGCACCCAUACACGCCAUCAGGGAGUAUACAGAGCAAUGCUGCACAACCCGCGCGAUUUCUUUUCCCAACGGCGAGGCACACCUUGGUAUCUGGGACAUUGUUACCAAACAGUGCCGGUUUAGGCUGCCGGAGACGCAGAUGUCGUUGGCGGAUGGAAGUGCGGGAUUCAGUCGGUGUUGUGGGGUUACGGGGGAGAUUUGGGGGGUUACGGGGGGGUCUUGUGAGUGA